AUGGCAUCAUCUAUUGAUUUACAUCCGCCGAUUCAUUGGGGACAAACACUACAUAAUGUAUCAUUACGUAUUGGACUUACGGAUGUAAAAUAUCCGAAAAUUGAUAUUAAUGAAUCAUGUAUUAAAUUUCAAGCUACUGGAUGUAGUGGAUCACGUGGUGAACAAUUAUAUUCAUUUGAAAUUGAACUUUAUAAUAACAUUGAUGCAAAAGCUAGUAGUUAUAAAACAAAUGAUCGUGAAAUAAAUGUUAAUUUAAAGAAAAAUACAACUGAUACAAAAAAUCCAUGGCCUCGUUUAACGAAAACAUCUGCUAAAUUACCUUGGUUAAAGGCUGAUUUUGAUAAGAUGACAUAUAGUGAAGAUGAAUCAGAUCAUGAACAAAAGAAGCCAACAUUUAAAAAUAGCUUUGAUGAUGAUAUCUACGAAUCGCUUCGGCAAGAUUCUCGUAGAGGUAAACCAAAAGGUUUUGUUGAUCUUCGAACGAAUUGGUUACUCUUCUAUAAUCUUUUUCAAUUUAUGGCUUAUUUAUGGGUAUUUACUCGUUUAAUAAGUCAUUUUAUUUCAAAUGGACAUUUGAAAAAUGGUUAUAGACUUGUGGAAAAUCCAAUAAAAUUAUGUCAAUCAUUAUCAGUUCUUGAAAUAAUUCAUCCAUUAAUUGGUUUUACUAAAGGUGAUUGGUUAUCACCAUUAAUGCAAUUUUCUGGUCGAAAUUUAAUUCUAUUUAUUAUUAUUAAUUAUAAUCAUCAAAUAAAACCAUCACCAAUUAUUUCUUAUUUAUUCUUAGUAUGGAGUUUUGUUGAACUUUUUCGUUAUCCAUACUAUGGCAUUCGUCUAUUAAAUAAACCAAAUCGUAUAAUUACUUGGUUCCGUUAUACACUUUGGAUUAUUCUUUAUCCAUUAGGAGCAUUUCUUGAAGUUUACAAAAGUAUUGAUUUUUAUCAUUCCAAUGGUUAUUUAACUCUAAAUUUACCAAAUAAAAUGAAUUUUUCAUUUGAUUUUGCUCUAUUUCUUCGUAUCUAUUUAGUACUAUUACCAAUAGGUCUUGUUCAAAUGAUGCAACAUAUGUGGAAUCAACGAAAAAAGACAUUGAUAAAAAAGAAUCAAUAA
This is a messenger RNA of Rotaria sp. Silwood2, 1107 nucleotides long. The record is from the annotation of a GenBank genome assembly. Lineage: Eukaryota; Metazoa; Rotifera; Eurotatoria; Philodinida; Philodinidae.